Messenger RNA from Chrysemys picta bellii (western painted turtle), 336 nucleotides. NCBI's taxonomy places the organism in Eukaryota, Metazoa, Chordata, Testudines, Emydidae. The record is from RefSeq and is a predicted model, not a curated record.
UCUGGUUAACUCUCGGGCCUGUGUCUCCUCUCCUCUCAGAACCGCCAGUUGCCAUGGUGAAGGCCCCCCGGGAUGUGGGUGUCCCUGAGACUGGGGCUGCCAGCUUCGAGUGCGAGCUGUCCCGCCCCAUUGCGGAGGUGAAGUGGUACAAGGACGGGACGGCGCUCCAAGCGGGGCCCAAGUGCCGCAUCUACUCAGUGGGCCGGCGGCGCCUGCUGCAGCUCAACCACUGCAACCUGGACGACGCAGGGGAGUACACGUGCGACGCAGGGGACUGCCGGGCCUCCGCCAUGCUGCGGGUCUACGGUACGACAGGCCGGCCGAGGGGCUCCGGGG